Messenger RNA from Eimeria maxima, 1038 nucleotides. RefSeq names its product actin-like family protein ARP4a, putative. Lineage: Eukaryota; Apicomplexa; Conoidasida; Eucoccidiorida; Eimeriidae. Gene Ontology annotation, molecular function: transcription coregulator activity. The transcript has 2 exons. Bases 1 to 1038 code for a protein of 345 amino acids. Gene Ontology annotation, biological process: regulation of transcription by RNA polymerase II. Gene Ontology annotation, cellular component: nucleus; SWI/SNF complex. The record is from RefSeq and is a predicted model, not a curated record.
AUGUCUGUACACCCCAUUCUUAGGGAUAUACCCCAGCAGCAGCAGCAGCAGCAGCAGCAGCAGCAGCAGCAGACAGGAGGAGGAGGAGCAGGAGCAGCAGGAGGAGAUGCAGGAGGAGCAACAGUUGCUGCUGAUGGUCAAGGAUCUGCUGCUGAUGAGAGUCAGAGGAUAAUGCAGCAGCUGCUGCAGCAGCAGCAGCAGCUGCAGCAGCUAAAUAAGGAAUUAGAUAGGGAAGCAUUUGCUGCUGCAGUAAGAAUAUGCAUAGAGGGGAAUGCUAGUAACGAGGAAGUAAAUAAAAGAAUAAUAAGACCACCUAAUAGAUUCAAGCAGCAGCAGCAGCAGCAGCAGCAGCAGCAGCAGCAGAAGGCAAAGACAGAAUCACAGAGCUGCAACUGCUGCUGUGCAAAACAGCAGCAGCAGCAGCAGCAAUCAACAGACUGCAACGGUGGUGUCCCUCCCUCCCCAGCAGCAGCAGCAGCAGCAGCAGGAGGAACAACAGCAGCAGCAGCAGAUGGGGACAUCAAGAUAGGCAUAACAACAAACAGCAGCAACAGCAGCAGCAGCAGCAGCAGCAGCAGCAUGAUAGAACCCUUUGGCUGCUCCCCCUAUGGAGGUUUAGGUGUAUGGGCAGAUGAGCAUCCGCUGCUUGUUGUGCUGCCUACAGGUGCAUCUGCUGCUGUUCGUGCUGCUGCUGCUGCUGCAGUAUUUGAGGAUUUAAAUGUACCUGCUGCUUUUUUUGCUUCUGCUGCUGCUGCUGCUGCAUUUGCUGUUGGGCGCAGCACAGCAAUUGUUGCAGACAUAGGAGCAGCAGGAGGAUCUGUUGCUGCUGUUGCUGAUGGAUAUACACUGCACUGCAGCACAAGAUUAUUUAAUAUAGGAGGGGACUUUCUAGAUAAACAGAUACAGCUUGUGCUGCAGCACCAGCUGCUGCUGCACUACCAGCAGCAGCAGCAGCAGCAGCAGCAGCAGCAGCAGCAGCUGAUGAUGCAGGACGAUGUUAUGGUUAUGCCACUGUUUGAUAGUCGAUGGUUUAUAUAA